Messenger RNA from Malaya genurostris, 2934 nucleotides. It is a transcript of the gene p115, whose product is annotated as general vesicular transport factor p115. Bases 147 to 2705 code for a protein of 852 amino acids. The transcript has 4 exons. The record is from RefSeq and is a predicted model, not a curated record. Gene Ontology annotation, biological process: endoplasmic reticulum to Golgi vesicle-mediated transport; transcytosis; vesicle fusion with Golgi apparatus. Gene Ontology annotation, cellular component: endoplasmic reticulum; ER to Golgi transport vesicle membrane; cytoplasm. NCBI's taxonomy places the organism in Eukaryota, Metazoa, Arthropoda, Insecta, Diptera, Culicidae.
UCGAAAAAAAUUAUUGACGUGUAACUUUUGCUUAUCGGUGCACCCUAUAAUUGGAAUACUGUGGUGAUAGGUCCAAAAAAAUUAAUCUAAAUUGUGUUCAAAGAAGAAAAAUAAAACAUAAAUUUGCCGGGGGCUGAUUGCAGUUGAUGAACUUUUUCAAAAGUGGAUUACAAACGGUGCUGGGCUCGCAAGAGCCUGGCACCAUUAGUGGAGCCGAAACGGUGGAACGCUUGGUGGAGCGGGUGAAUUCUUCAACUCUGCUCGAAGACCGCCGCAAUGCAUGCCGUGCACUGAAAGCCAUGUCAAGGAAACAUCGUGUCGAAGUGGGAGCUCAGGGAAUGUCUGCGCUUAUACAGGUCAUAGAAAUGGAUCGCGCAGAUCCGGAGAUCAUAGGAUAUUGCUUGGAUACCUUGUGUCAUGUCACAUUUCCGGAGCAGUUCGAGGAAGAAGCCGAAAAUCCGAACAUUACCGUUAACAUUGGUGAGCAGUUUACCGAAAUGUUCAUCAAGACUAGCGAAAAUGUUAGCUUGGUUUUAAGUUGUUUAGAGGAAUACGACUUUCGAGUGCGAUGGUCAGCAAUAAAGCUGCUGACUAGUCUGCUGGCUAACAAACCGAAAGAAAUUCAGGAAAAUGUUCUAGUCAGCCCCAUGGGAGUGUCGAAACUGAUGGAUCUUCUGAUUGAUAGUCGAGAGGUUAUCAGGAACGAUGCCCUUUUGCUACUGAUUCAGCUGACGAAAGGAAACGCAAAUAUUCAAAAAAUUGUAGCUUUCGAAAAUGCGUUCGAUCGCUUGUUUGACGUUAUCAAGGAAGAAGGUUGCGCUGACGGAGGAAUAGUGGUGGAGGAUUGUUUGAUUCUGAUGUUAAACUUACUGAAAAAUAAUCCGAGUAAUCAACAAUUCUUUAAAGAAGGAUCCUACAUCCAGCGUUUAGCGCCAAUGUUUGUUAUACCACCAGAGCAAGAAGAAAUAGGAAUGACUCCGCAGAAGGUAUCCAAUCUGCUUUGCAUGCUUCAAAUAGUGAGAUCCUUGGUUAGUCCUUUGAACCCUCAACAAGUUAUAUCCUCAUGUCAGAAGGCGAUGCGCAGUUCGGGACUUCUGGAAGGGCUUUGUAACAUUCUGAUGGGUAGUGGAAUAUCUCCCGAUAUUCUUACCGAAACUAUAAGUACUGUGGCGGAGGUUAUACGAGGUGACACAAGCAAUCAGGACUAUUUCAAUUCCGUACUUGCGCCUAGCAAUCCUCCCCGACCAGCCUUGAUAGUUCUACUAAUGUCGAUGGUUAACGAAAAACAGCCACUGCCUUUGCGAUGUGCCGUUCUCUACUGUUUCCAAAGUUUCUUGUACCGUAAUGAACCUGGUCAGAAUGCGCUCGUCCAAACACUACUGCCCUCAACGGCGGAAGUAUCGUCACUGACAUCGGGACAGCUUCUACUGGGAGGAUUGUUUAGCACCGAUUCGCUGUCCAACUGGUUCUCGGCCGUUUCGUUAGCUCACGCCCUUCUCGAAAAUGCAACCCUGAAAGAGCAACUGCUGCGCGUUUUGGUAGCCCUGGUUGGCAGUACUCCGGUAUCGCUCCUACAGCAGUGUACUACGUUGCUCCAUCAGGCCAACUGUAAAUUUCAAAGCAAGGUAGCCCUGCUGAUGUUCCUGGCGGUUUGGCUUAGUCACUGUCAGUUGGCCGUGAAAGCAUUUGUGACGAUUCCGGGAAACGUUGCGUAUCUGAUCGCGCAGAUAUCGGCCAACGAACACGACGACAACGAGUACCUGAUUCAGGGCUUGUGUGCGUUUCUGAUGGGAAUCUGUAUCCAGUUCAACGAUUGUUCCGUUAAGGGUAGUGAACGGGAGGAUCUCUGCCAGUUGCUGAUCAAACGGAUUGGCCUGGAAACGUACAGCGCCAAACUGGGCGAAGUAUCCAAGCACGAAAACUACAGUCGAUCGGCGAAGCAUCCGCAGAUUAGAAUACGGUCGAGUUCGGAUUUGCUGUUGGACUAUGAGUUCUGCAAGCUGUUCAAAGCUUUGGAGUCUACUGUUACGAAAACUGUGAACGGGUUUGUAAACGGAGCGGGAAACAUCACGGAACUCACGUUAAGUCAGGAAGCGUCUGGACUCGUAGGACAAUACAAGGAUAUUAUUCGAGACCAGGACAGUCGGUUGCAACUACUGCAAGAUCAGCUGCGAAAUGCCGAAGCAGAAUCGACUCAGCUGAAGAUUCGACUCGAGCAAGCGCAAAGCACAAAUUCCCAGCUUUCCGAUCAAAAUAUUUUAUUGAAGGCACAACUGCAAGCUGCGUCCGAUGUUCAGAAGACCGAACAGCAAUCUCCAUUCCAUUUGCUCCCUACGCAGGGGGAGAACACCAGUCAUCAGGUGGAAGCUCUCGAGCGUCAAUUGGCGGCGUUAAUGAUGCAGCAACAGGAUCACAUUUCCCGGGCCCAUUUUGUGGAAACGGAGAAUCGUCGGUUGCUAGAAGAACUAGAAGCACUCCGACAGAGAGCUAUCGAAGCCGAACAGGUGGCGCACGAAAGUAAGAACGAUUUGGAGAACCUACGGAAGGAUCAAGAGGAUUUGAUGGAACUGAUGACGGAUCAGGAAAAUAAAUUGACAACGUAUCGAAAGAGUUUGAAAAAGCUGGGCGUCAAAGUGGACGACGAUAGCGACGGUGAGGAUCUGGAGAAUGGUCAGGAUGAGGAAGAAGGAAUUUCACAACACUAGUUAAACAACCUAGAAGUAUUGCUGCAGUGUUCUGUUAUUUUGCUAUGAUGGCAGAAAUUUUCCAAUUCAAGUUUAAACAUUUGUUUAUGCCAAUACAAUAUUCUGUAUCAAAGAAAUUCGCAAACAUUUUGUUUAUGUUUGUUAAGUAAAUAGCUGCUGUUUGCCGUACUAGAAUGUAUUCACAGGAAAAAAACGGAUAAUAUAUAAAAGCAAAGUAUUCCUAAAUAGA